AGCUUAGUUUGGUUCUUGGAGGAAGCUUUGCAUUGAGGUUCCAAGUUUGCGAAAAGCUUUCCUACUAAAGAGUAUCCUGGAAGACAGCCUGUCUGGAGAGAAGCAGGAAUUCAAGGAGGCAAGAUGACUUCAGACAGGAAGAUGUUCGUGGAGACAGUAGACAAAGCUAUUGCUGAGGCUGAAGAUAUUCUCUCAAAGGACAAGCUGUUUUCCUAUAAGUCUGUGCUGUUUCCUAAAGCAUUCUGCAGCCCAGAAACUUUCAAGGCUCUUGAGUCUUUUGAAGCCAGGAGUGAUGAUAUUUUCCUAGCGGGGUAUCCUAAAACCGGUACCAACUGGUUUAUCCAUAUUCUAUGUGACUUAGUAAGAACUGUAAAGAAAAGUAAAGAUGAAUGGAAUAAAGGAAGUGACGACUCGCUUUACUUAGAAUUUGGAGAUCCAGGAAAAUUUGAGAGAAUGAAGAACUUACCAUCCAGACAAGUUUUAGGAACGCAUCUUCUUCCACAUAUGUUGCCUGAAUCCAUUUUUAAGAACAAAGCCAAAGUUUUGGUGCUGUUUAGAAAUCCAAAGGAUGUAGCUGCAUCUUAUUUCCAUUUCAGCAACAGGAUGCCCACACUUCCUUCAUUUAAGACAUGGAAUGAGUUCUUCAGAGCUUUUAUGGAGGGCAAAGUGGCCAGGGGCUCAUACUUUGAUUAUCUGGUGGAAUGGAACAAAUAUAUUGAUGAAAAGAACGUUAAGUUCAUAACCUAUGAAGAAAUGAAAAUGGAGCCAAAGUUGGGAAUGAAGAAAAUAGCUGACUUUUUGGGAUUCUCUGUUAAUGAGGAAGAAAUCCAAAUGAUUAUAGAGAGGAGCAAUUUCCAGGAAAUGAAGAAGAAUUCUAAGUGUACCCAUGGCAACCUUGGGGACAUACUCUUCCGCAAAGGAGGUGUUGGAGACUGGAAGAAUAUUUUCUCUGAAACUCAGAGCCAAGAAAUGGACAAAAAAAUUGAAGAGUCCUUCACUGGAACGAAGCUUUAUGAGAUAAUGAAGUAUGAAAUAUGAAAUUUACUGCCAGUCUUGAGAAAUCAAGAAAAACAGCAGAGCUUCAGUUUCUCACAUAUGAUUUCUUGCUUUGUAUUUGUUUGUAUUUAUGUAGGAGGUCAUUGCAAAAUGAAACUGCUUUCACUCUGCCUUUAACUGUGCAGACAUAAAUAAAUCUAAAUUAUACUCAGUGACAUUUCAGGCUUACUUUCACUGCUGCUGUCCAGAUGUUUUUGGCACCAUCAGCACAGUAUGCAAAUUAAAUACACACAUACUUUUGUCUUUUAACACUUCCCCACACAUGUUUCUGAGAAACUUGCUUCUUUUCCACAAUAAUCAUCAUGUGUAUUGUUGAUCUUUGAUGAGUUAAGCUAACAGACUGCAGAUGAUUUGAACAGGAGUGCAUUUUCAUAAAUAAAUUGAAUCUUAAUCCCAACAACA
This is a messenger RNA of Eublepharis macularius, 1458 nucleotides long. RefSeq names its product sulfotransferase 6B1-like. Lineage: Eukaryota; Metazoa; Chordata; Lepidosauria; Squamata; Eublepharidae. Gene Ontology annotation, cellular component: cytoplasm. The record is from RefSeq and is a predicted model, not a curated record. Gene Ontology annotation, biological process: sulfation. The transcript has 8 exons. Gene Ontology annotation, molecular function: sulfotransferase activity. Bases 124 to 1038 code for a protein of 304 amino acids.